AUGUCGGGCGCUGACGCACUGAGAGCCAAGGCCAAAUAUGCCAGUAGCGACAACAAAACCGUCACCGGCCACUUUGACAAGGACAGCAUCAUGGCUGUGGUGAAGAGACCCGAGACGAAGCUGGGCGACAACAUAUCUCUGGAGGGGCUGAAUGUCACCGCCAACCCCUCGAAAAGCUUUGCGACCGUGCAGUAUACCUUCAGGGGCCCGACAAAAUUCACCCUCCAAUUUUCCCGCCAUCUCACACAUGAAGAUGCGGUUGCCCAGUUCUCGGAAAACUUGGCACAGCACCAAGCCAACGGCGAGGAUUUUUUCAUGGAGAGGCCGAACGAGACGUUGCAUCAGUUUGGCGACAUGGCCCUGGCUUCUUCUGGCACCGUCUCGUGGGUCUGGGGGCAGUUCUGGGUGCUACUCUUCGAGGAUCCCAACAAGACACAAGUCCCAAAGGCUCUAAAGCCACCAGCUGAGAUCCUAGGGCAGCAAGCUGCCGUUCAGCCUUCGGCCACCCUGCCUAGUGUCAUCAAACCACCUUCGAGACAGAACACGGAGAAUUCGUCUUCGGCAGCAGCUAGGGCAUCAACAGAGGUGGCGAAAAUCAACUGCUACCUCAUGCCGCUAGCCACCAUGCUCGACACGCACAUGACGACACCAAGCAGGGACACGCGCGCUACCACCAUCACGCUCAAGAAAGACUGGACGGUCAAGAUUGGGUCGCAAACCAUGUUGCACGAGUCCAUCGAAAUAGCCAAUGCGCUCGACAACUUCGUCAUGUUCAAGCCGGUGAUCCCCUCUCCCAAGCCCCUCAAUUACAGAGAAUUCUACGACAUGGUUUCACGUAACUCGCUCGAAGGCGACAAGGUCACUGGAGAGGCACCCGCUGAGUUGGCCGUGUAUACCGUGGCCAACAACCUUUCCACUGUCCAGAAAAGGGGCAGAGUGACGGUCACCAAGGUGGCUGCUGCGGGAGUAUAAUUAGAAACUAUCGCUGAACACGAGCUAGAUGCUUGGACAGGAUAGGGUAGGACAAGACAGGACAGGACAGGACAGGACAGGACAGAUAAGGGGGAUGGGUAGAGGGUGGAAAGAGGGGG
Lasiosphaeria miniovina is the source of this 1091-nucleotide messenger RNA. RefSeq lists its product as uncharacterized. The record is from RefSeq and is a predicted model, not a curated record. The coding region runs from base 1 to 972 and encodes 323 amino acids. Lineage: Eukaryota; Fungi; Ascomycota; Sordariomycetes; Sordariales; Lasiosphaeriaceae. The transcript has 2 exons.